This is a messenger RNA of Hermetia illucens (black soldier fly), 1182 nucleotides long. RefSeq names its product transmembrane protein 183 (gene fsd). Bases 155 to 1117 code for a protein of 320 amino acids. The record is from RefSeq and is a predicted model, not a curated record. Gene Ontology annotation, molecular function: protein binding. Lineage: Eukaryota; Metazoa; Arthropoda; Insecta; Diptera; Stratiomyidae. Gene Ontology annotation, biological process: regulation of protein stability. The transcript is spliced from 2 exons. Gene Ontology annotation, cellular component: SCF ubiquitin ligase complex.
AAUCCAACAGCUGUCGACUGCGUGUUUGUCCGCUAGCCAUGGCGAAUUUAACUUUAAAACGAUAGCAAAUUCACUACUUUUAUACAUCACUCAGUGUAUAAUAUUCCACCCGAACCAAUAAUGAACUACAAAACCACAAUUCCCUCGCCUGACAAUGUCAAACAAGAGCUCAAAAGACUGGAAGCUGUACAAUAACCUCACCGUUCUGGAUUUUGCUGACUCUCCACGUACCUGCAAAAGGCUGCCAAAGGGCAAACUUGGUGUAAAAGGCUUAACCGAGUCAGUCCUUGUUGAAGAAACUACGUCUGAUGCGGAUACUGAGGAGGCGCUUCCCGCACGGGGAGUUCCUCCUGACCACAAAGAAUCCAGCACCCAACAAGCUGACCAUCAAUACAAUGAUCUCCAACUUGAUAUUUGGUUUCUAAUUUCGGAGCAUAUUCCCCCGGAGGAUGUGGGCCGAUUCGCUUUGAUUUGCCAGAAAACGCGAUAUGUCGUCUCCACGGCAAAGUUUUGGUUCCAUUUGUAUAGAAAAUGUUAUAAUCGUAAAGUGGAGCUACCGGUGUGCCUGCAACCAGAAUCUCUGGGUCAUUUAAGAGAACUCCGCUCCUGUGUGAUUCGCGCACUCUUCUACUUGUAUCCUCCUUUCGUGGAAAGACUACGCACCCCCUCAGAUCCAACAAGUUUACUGAAAUUUAAAUGUGUUGCAGUCUGGUAUCGACGGGUCAAAGACUAUUGGUCACUUUGCUACAAGUUUUCGAGGAGUAACGGAAGACUCUCCCAGAGAGAUUUCUUUGAAGAAGAGGAAGUCGAUAAUUGGGAAGACAUCGAUGUAUCCCAACAGGCUCCCACCAGCAACAUUCAUACCAACCCGGAAGAAGGCAAUCGAAUUCUGGUUGUCACCACGGAUCGCUUCUAUCCACCUCCUGAUUUCAUGGCCCCCAAUCUGCACCUGACUAAAAUUAUCCAGCCUCUUUCACAAAGCCUGCGGGAGUUCAAACUUGAAAUGAGUUUCUCGGAAUAUAAUGGCAAAAAAGUGGGGAUAGCUACGUACGAUCCAAUUAAACAGUGCAAAAUCUUGAAAUGGUGGGAACCGGAAUAUUAUUCAUAUCUAAGUUAAUUGCUAGAAGCAGCAUUUCCAUGUAUAAAUGAAAUAAAGUGAUAUUUGAAAUGAUUUUCUUAACA